AUGGUAUUUGCUAUACAAAGUAUCCAUCGGUAUCAUAGCACUCAAAACAAGGGCUUUACGUGUUAUUUUGAUGUAACAGUAAAAAAUGAUGACCAAUACUUGACUUAUAAACUAUCACCAAGUAUAUACGGUAAGGUAGUUAUGGGCAAAUACCGUAUUGGUGACAAGGUAACCAUGAGGGACGGUGAUGAAGGUGUUUUAAUAGAGGAUGAGUGCAAUGAAAUUGAUAAGGGUGCUGUUGCCGAGCGAUAUUUGGUACGAGCGGAAAAAAAUGGUCAAGAAAAGAAUGAUAUGGCCGAACAAAUGAACUAUUUGCCAUUUCUUAGCGACACACCACUGUUCUUUAAAACGAUACCACAACGACUGGAAGCCAUUUAUAAAAACGGCACCCUCUACCUUAACGGUAAGAUUAAGUAUGAAAUGUUAAAAAAUGAACAGAGAAAAAAGAAAACAAGUUUUGAACCAGGAAAAUACAAUCCAGGCAUUACUUCUAGUCCAACCCGAGGAGUAGAGACUUCGUCUCAGUCAGUUUAUCCAUUCUUUGUAGCCAAAAUAAUUUUUAAGAGUAGAAUACUUGCAUACAAACACACUUCAUUCCCUUUUUACCAGAUACUUGUGGUCCUUGAUCUUAUCGAGGACAAAUUAGUUACGGUAGUUUUGUGGAACAGGUCUGUCUAUAAGUACUGCAAUUUACAACGUAAUGAUACGGUAGUAAUACCAAGAUGUAGAAAGAAGAACAGAUACUACAACAACGGUGUUAUAGUUUACAACAGUUAUAGUGAUGUUUGGAUGUUUGAUUGUGAAGAAUUUAGUGUAAAUGGAAGAGAUGAGGUUUACAUAUGUGAUAUCGAAGGAGUUAAUGACGAAGACAGUGCGGAUGGUAGCGAUAAAGGAAGCAGAAAACGAACGGAUAAAGAAAAGCCAAUAGCUAAGGAAGUAAGUGAUGCAAAAACAGUCACAGAAGUAAAUGAUAAAGGUGCGAACGUCUCGCUUAAUGAAGAUAAUCAUGCUGAGGAAAAAAAGAAAUCUCUGGGUAAAAAACAUUCCUUGGAGAAAGCCUCAAAAAGAAUUAAAACAGAAGAAAAAUCAGCGCCACCACUCGACGCAUUUGUAAAAGUACAACUUUCGCUCAGCCCUUUCGAUACACCCACCAUGUCAUUUCCUUUCUUACACCCUAUAGAAGGGAGAAUAAAUUACAUCUCAAUUCUUCUACGUAAGAGAAAAUCAGAAGGAACGUAUUUCCUGAUCAAUGACAAGAUAGAGGAAUUUUACCUCAUGAGAAUAGGAGAAGCAAUCAUUUACAUGUUUAACACCAGUGAAGAGGUGUUUUACGAAUUGGAUGCGCGUGAUUACGUUAUUUUAGAGAAUAUGAGGAUAAUUGAUACUAAUGUAUAUGUUAGCACCGUAUUUACCACGAUCACCAAGAAGAAACACGUGGUAGGUGAUGGUAAUUCUGGUGCCAAUACUGUCAGUGGUGGUCCGAGCACCUAUAAAAGGAACUUGAAGGCUGUGGAGAUAAAGAAAAAAGUUGAGGGCGCAUUUAUAUCAGGUGCCAUAGGUUACCACAACUUGGAGGUGAGGAGCACAGAAGAAAUAAAGAUAAAUGGAUGUUUGCUGAACAUGGAGAUUGUGCCAUUCAUCAAUAUAGUGGAGGUGGAACUACAAAAAAUUAAAGAGCUGUGCGAUUCGUUGGUGAUCAACGAAAUGAAAAGAAUUAAAACACGGGGAUAUUACUUGGGAAUGGAUGAGGGUAUUACGGUGGGAUACUAUGAAAUAAACGAUGUUCACGGCAACGCAUCAAAUGAUGUGCAAGGCGCUGAAAUAGACAUAAAUGGAAAUAAUGAUGAGAAACUGAGCAGAGAACAAAAAGGUAAGUAUGUUCUGAUAGGAAAUAAUGAAAGUAUUGGUGAUAUGAUGAUAGAAAUGGACAUCUUUGAUAAUUUGCUGGUAAAUGAGAAGAAUGAUUACAAGUUGGAAAGAAAGAAAAUUUAUGAUAUUAGUGCCGUGUUACUACGUGUGGAUGAAAAUAACGUGUUGAAAAUCAUAAGUAGAAUUGAAUGAUAUAAGAGUUAGGGAUUGAUUGUAAGAUGUUUAAGUUACGAGCAUUUAAAUACGCCAUGAGAAUACAGCGAUUUAUAUGAAUUAAGGAAGUUCAGAUGCUUUUUUGAGUUUCUGGUUAAUCAAGGGAUUUUAAUUGAAAUCAUCACUUCUUUGUAUCUACGAUGAAUACGGUGUCCUAUACGUAACAAGUGAUGAUUAAAACCGCACAACAUGGGGAGCACAGCACGAUCUACGGCAAAAAAUGUAAAAGAGUGGAGCAAUCACAUUUUGAGAAUAAUGCGCACACCUUUUGUUGCACUCAAAUAUCGCAGUUAGUGUCAUCUUGCCGUUAAUCACAGGCAUUAAAACAAACAUUUAGCUGUACGGGAAUGUUUUGAUGUUGCUUUGCUGAUAUGAAUGUAAAAAUGAAUGCUCCUCAUGUCAACAUUGAAUAAAGUACCGUUGUUAAACAACGAAAAGCAUGCUUUAUGUGAACAAUCAAGUUUAUUUGGACGUUUCUGCACCAACAAACUGUUUAAUGACCUGUUUAUAGGUCUCUAUUCCAAUUCUUUCCUCAAUGCCUCAAUUAUCUCUUUGCUACUCGUUGUUUGAUACGUGCUGUGACAUGCCUGCUCACAUUCCAUCAUCAUUUUGGUGAUGCUCUUAUCAGUGCUCAAUCGCAUGGCAUCCACGAACAGUUUUCUGCCCGUAUUCACAUCACCUAUUUUAUAAAAUGUGUUCGCCA
Messenger RNA from Vavraia culicis subsp. floridensis, 2785 nucleotides. RefSeq lists its product as uncharacterized. The record is from RefSeq and is a predicted model, not a curated record. The coding region runs from base 1 to 2061 and encodes 686 amino acids. NCBI's taxonomy places the organism in Eukaryota, Fungi, Microsporidia, Pleistophoridae. The transcript has a single exon.